GCAGAGUCGAGAUUUCGUGGAGGAUGUCGACGACUUCGCGGGCUGCGACGCGCUUGUCAACUGCGGGAGGAGGAUCUUGGGGGGGCAUUGUUAUGAGGACUAGAGGAUUGCGAGAGCAUGGGAUCGGAGCGUACCUUGGGACGACGCGUUGUCGAUGUUAACGCGGAGAUGCUUCGGGUGCGGGGCCCUAGGGAGCAGUGGAAAUUGCUGGGGAGCGUAGGUGUGCUGGGAUUGUUAGGUCAGGGUGUAGGUGAUUUGUUGUAUUCAUCAUGACGGCAUUGACAACAUUGUCCUCCGCAAUUAUGGGUCAACAGAUGUCAUCGGGUAAAUCGUGUGGCCGUUAUGCAUAUAUAGAUGCUGUGUCAACUGGCAGUGUUCCGUUCAUGUACAACAAUCGCAUAAGUCGUCAUCAGAACUUGACUACAUUAUUGAGCCCUGUGUUGAGAGACAAUCUACUUCACUACCUCCGAACCAUGGCGCCAGACCCUCAUCAAGGCGGAGACCUCUCCGAUAUGGCCGCAACAGGCACAUCCAUCCCAGGUGAUGCGGGCAAGAUGAACUUGAUCAAAUCAGUCCCUCGCCCCUAUCAAGACACAGACUCUAGCAACCCUCUAGAGGCAGCAGACCAGGCCACUGCCGCUUCGAACAACGUCGAUAUCCCACGCACGACCAAAGACGUUGGCACCUCUGCCCCAGAUGUCAUUACCGGCACAGGAGAUCAGCUGCCAGCCACCGUGCAGACCAAGAAUUUACACACCCACCCUUCUGAGCCGGAUGCCAAAGGACAUGAUCGCUAUGAAAAGCAUAUGCGCCAUAACAAUUCGGCAUUUGAUCGGCUUGCAUCAGCUGGAGCCGAAGUUGAUCGCGCUCCAGGAGAGGAAGAGGAUGAUCAGGACACCGUUCGUGACAGGAAAGGCGCGUGAGGAGAACAGUGUAAGGGGAUCAGCGUGUAG
Pseudovirgaria hyperparasitica is the source of this 953-nucleotide messenger RNA. RefSeq lists its product as uncharacterized. NCBI's taxonomy places the organism in Eukaryota, Fungi, Ascomycota, Dothideomycetes, Acrospermales, Acrospermaceae. The transcript has a single exon. The record is from RefSeq and is a predicted model, not a curated record. The coding region runs from base 270 to 923 and encodes 217 amino acids.